UCCGUACCAUCCCCAGCUUCCGGUGCAGCCCGUGCCCAAGAAGACGUUCGUCUGUCAGUAUUGUGAAAAAGUGUACACCACCAUGGGGGCGCUGAAGAUGCACGUCAGGACUCACACGUUGCCGUGCAAGUGCGAGAUUUGUGGCAAGGCUUUUUCGAGGCCUUGGCUGCUGCAAGGACACAUCAGGACUCACACGGGGGAGAAGCCGUUUUCUUGUGUGCAUUGCAACAGAGCUUUUGCGGACAGAUCCAAUUUGAGGGCGCAUCUGCAAACCCACACCGAUUACAAGAAGUACGCUUGUGGAGGCUGCACCAAAAGCUUUUCCAGGAUGUCUUUGUUGACUAAGCACAUGGAAAAAGAUUGUCUAUUGGAUUAUAUUUUUACCAUGCCUGUGUCGGAUAUCAUGAAGAACUACGCCAACUGCCCACUCAAGAAACGUCCGGUGUUCUUCUACGAUGAUGCAUCAGAUGAACCACAAAACCUUAGCACCAAACCUGAGGACUUAAGCAAAACAGGCCGUCUUUCACCGGCUUCCAUCCCAGACUCAACACCUGAAUCGCCACGUUCUCUCGAAACAUCAUCGCCAGCCAGAUCCACACCUUCCCCAGUACAUUAUUACCAAGCACCACUGAGACCUGAAGUCUACCCAGCAUCAAUUUCUCCGGAAUAUUCGCCACAAACGUGGCACAGAAGUGUAGCCCCAGUUUACCCACACGGAUACCACUUCUUGAGUUAUCCAUACGGCCAUGAGUACAUGCAACCACAGUACGUAACACCAACCUCGCCAAUCAGACCACAACCUCUUCAACCUUUGGCCCUGAGGCCCAACAUCUACACACCAAUCGACCAACAUUCCCUGAGCCCAUCUUCGACCAUUUCACCGCCACCCCAAGAAAACAAACAACCAUCCAGACACGAGUGCGCCGACUGCGGAAAAGUCUACUCCACCUACUCCGGCCUAACCAAACACCGCCAGUUCCACUGCGCCGCCGGCGACGGACCGAAGAAAACCUUCAGCUGCAAGUACUGCGAGAAAACCUACACCUCGAUGGGAGCGUUGAAAAUGCACAUCAGAACCCACACGUUACCGUGCAAGUGCACCAUCUGCGGAAAAGCCUUCUCCAGACCGUGGCUGUUGCAAGGACACAUUCGCACGCACACCGGAGAGAAACCCUUCUCUUGCAACUUCUGCAACAGAGCUUUCGCCGAUAGGUCGAACUUGAGGGCUCACCUGCAGACCCACUCCGAAGUGAAGAAGUACUCUUGUACCGCUUGUAACAAGAGCUUUUCAAGGGUCUCGCUUUUGACCAAGCACACCGAAAGUGGAUGCACCGGAAGCAACAUGGUUUAGAUUAGUUCUUGAACAUUUGUUAUUGAAAUUUUAUUUAUUUGAGGUCCAAUCAAAAUUACAUUCCGAAAACUGUUUUGUAUAUAGUGCCUUUCGAAAGACUGAUGUACAAAGUAUUGUAUAUAGUUAGAUAAGAAAUUAAGUUAUUGUAAAAUUAUUAUUUAUUUUAGUCAUAUCUAGUCAUGUUGAUACUUACGUCCAGCUUAAAAGCUGGUUGUGCCUUAGUCAUAUAUUUUAUACUUUUUUAAUAAAAAAGUUUUACCCCUUA
Molecule: messenger RNA, 1616 nt
Organism: Aethina tumida (small hive beetle)
Lineage: Eukaryota; Metazoa; Arthropoda; Insecta; Coleoptera; Nitidulidae
Product: zinc finger protein SNAI2-like
Exons: 3
Coding region: 83-1351 (422 amino acids)
Biological process (GO): regulation of DNA-templated transcription
Molecular function (GO): RNA polymerase II cis-regulatory region sequence-specific DNA binding; DNA-binding transcription factor activity, RNA polymerase II-specific
Source: RefSeq, a predicted model, not a curated record